CCGAGACGGAGUUUAAGUAGGUAUGGGUAACCUCCAUAUCGCUAUAUGCCAUGUGAAACCCACCCCAUACUCCCAAAUAAAGUCAUUUUCCAGUCGACAUUUUGAUACACCAGGUUCUAUCCAUCGUAAACUUCCAACAUGAGUACCAGGCUCAGGAAUAAAAAACAGCCAGACGAGCCGCCCCGGCCACUCCCGCUGCCGGAAGGCAUCACAUCGGACUACGUCGACUGCACCCCGUCAUGCGGCCUCAAGUUCCACGUCCUCAAAGCCGGCGAGCCCGGAAAACCGCUCGUGCUCUUCUGCCACGGGUUCCCGGAGCUCGCGUUCUCGUGGCGCAAGAUCCUGCCCAAGGUCGCGGAAGCCGGGUACUACUGCGUGGCGCCGGACCAGCGCGGGUACGGCCGCACCCUGGGCUGGGAGCGGCACCAGUAUUUCCCCAACGUCGAGCUCGGCGACUACACGAUGACUAACCUGGUCCGCGACCUCGUGUGCCUGGUAUACGGGCUGGGCUACACGAGCGUGCACAGCAUCAUCGGCCACGACUUCGGCGCCGUGGGCUCGGCCAUGGCGGCGCUGAUGCGCCCCGACAUGUUCCGCUCUACCAUCCAGAUGAGCCACCCGCACCACCCACCCCCUCUACCCCCGGACCCCGCGGCGCCGAAGAAAAUUAAUAUCCAGCACGAGCUCUCGUACCUGCAACCGCCACGGAGUCACUAUAAGUGGCACAACGCCGGCGGCAGCGCCGCAUCCGACUGGGAAAACCCGCCUCAGGGCAUAGAGAAGUUUCUUCGCGGGUAUUUCCAUGUUAAGUCCGCGGACUGGGACAGGAAUGACCCGCGGCCGUUGAAGAGUUGGAGCGCGAAGGAACUGGCGGUUAUGCCGGAGUACUACAUCAUGCGGGACUUGAAAUCGAUGGCCGAGACUGUGAUGUCGCUCAUGAACGGCGAGGACUUUUCCAAGACGGAGCGGUGGCUCUCAAAGCAGGACCUUCAGGUAUAUUGCGAUGACUGGACGCGCAACGGGUAUCAGGGCGCGUUGAACUGGUACCGGGCGCAGACGGAGACUACGCCGCAGUCGGCGAGGGAUAUGUACCUGUGUGCGGGCAGGAAGAUCGAGGUGCCGUGCGUGUUUAUUAGCGGGAAAAAGGACUGGGGUACUUACCAGCAACCGGGUGCUUUAGAGUCAUAUACAGACCCGAAUUGUGUCAAGGAGUCCUGCUUCAGGGGCGUGAAGCUGUUGGAGGGGGCGGGACAUUGGGUACAGCAAGAACAGCCGGAGGUUGUGAUUAGGGAGAUCCUGGCAUUUUUUGAUACUCUAUGAUGUUAGGCAAGUGAACCUUACUAGAAUAGAGAACAGGAUAGAAUAAACCUCAAGGCAGAAAAGGAAAUAAAAAGAAUUAAAAAAAUAUCACCGCACCCCGGACUCGAACCGGGAAUCUUCGGCUGUAAUUGAUGAUACAACUAGGAGGCCGACGAGUUAACCAUUUCUCUAGUACGGCUUGG
Molecule: messenger RNA, 1502 nt
Organism: Annulohypoxylon truncatum
Lineage: Eukaryota; Fungi; Ascomycota; Sordariomycetes; Xylariales; Hypoxylaceae
Product: alpha/beta-hydrolase
Exons: 2
Coding region: 139-1320 (393 amino acids)
Molecular function (GO): hydrolase activity
Source: RefSeq, a predicted model, not a curated record